CCAUGAUGCCCCUGCUGAUUGUCAACGAAGUGGAUUUCUACCCUCGAGAGAACGCGAAGUUGCAUCAUACUGACAGGUAUGAGCUGGUGAACGCCGAGGACUCGAAGGUGGUCAUCGUGCGGCGCGGUCAGCUCUUCAAAGGCAAGAUCCAGUUCACCAGGCCCUACGAUGAGAACCUGGAUCUGGUGCAGCUGGUCUUUACUUUGGGCGUCUCAACCUCAAUGGAGACCACGGGCUCCAUGUAUCUAAAACGCGACGCCGUCGUCGAGAAGCACGCCUGGAGUGCGAAAAUCACCGACGUGCAGAAGGACACACUAUAUUUCGAGAUAUCAACUCCAGUGGACGUGCCCGUGGUCACGCGCAGCAAGAACUGGCUCGCGAGGGAGAUCCACUACUAUGAUCAGGAGUUGUACAUCUUCUUCAACCCAUGGAACCCUGAUGAUCAAACCUACAUGGAAGACAGUGCCUUGCUCCAGGAGUACGUCCUCAACGACGUGGGCAAGGUGUGGAUGGGCCCCGUCAGGACCGAGCGCGGCAAGCCGUGGGUCUUCGGUCAGUUCGAUACUGACGUGCUGCGAGCAGUUAUGUUUAUGCUUGACCGAUCUAAGAUGCCGUUAAAACAUCGCGGUUACCCAAUCCGCCUUUGCCGCACCAUCUCCAAAAUGGUUAACUCCAACGACAGCGACGGCGGCAUAUUAAUAGGCAACUGGUCUGGAAAAUAUGAGAACGGCACAGCUCCCUUUGAUUGGACGGGCUCCGUUGAUAUCAUGGAGGAAUAUCUCAGGACGAAGCGAAGUGUGGCAUAUGGGCAGUGCUGGGUGUUUGCUUGCCUUACUACCACUGUGUGUCGUGCCCUCGGUAUUCCGUCCCGUGUAGUCACCAACGUGGUGUCAGCCCACGACACGGACUACUCACUUUCUAUAGACAAGUACUACAACGAGGCCAUGGAUGACGCCUCAGGAUCUGACUCCAUUUGGAACUUCCAUGUCUGGAAUGAUGUAUGGAUGGCAAGGCCUGAUCUUCCUUCAGGCUACGGCGGCUGGCAGGCCAUCGAUGCGACUCCGCAGGAAACGUCAGAAGGGAAGUACCAGUGCGGACCGGCGUCGCUCGAAGCUAUCAAGAAGGGUGACCUUGGCAUGAAUUACGAUGUGGCCUUCGUGUUGGCCUCAGUCAACGCUGAUGUGUUCCGCUGGCGACAAGACCCGCAUUCAGAGCUGGGAUAUUCAGUAGUCACAAGCAAAACUGAAAAAGAGACCGUUGGGCAAAUGCUGCUCACGAAGAAGCCUUUGGUCUUCGAUCCUGUGGGAGACGAGGACUGCGAGGACGUUACUGAGCAGUACAAGUAUCGCGAGGGUACCACUGCAGAGCGCGUAGCACUUAUGAAUGGCGUACGCCACUCUGAGAGGGCUGAGAGAUAUUACGAGUUAGCGAGUAAAGUCAAGAGCGACGUGUCGUUUAAGCUGCGUGAUAUCGACGCCGUUGCUAUUGGGAACGACUUCCGCAUCGUUGUCGAUAUUGAUAACGAGUCUAACGAGCCAAGAAACAUCAAGGCCGUGCUGACUGCGACCAGCGUGUUCUACAACGGAGUGCGAGCGGAACAGGUCAAGACAGUGCAAGGAAGGAUAUUUGUCGGACCUAAGAAACACGACGAAAUCGUCAUCGACGUGACGGCAGAAGACUACCUGCCGAAGUUGGUGGAAUAUUGCAACAUGAAGAUAUCCGCCAUGGCCUUGGUUGAUGAGACGAAGCAGUGCUGGGCAGAUGACGACGAUUUCCGAGUGAUGAAACCCACCAUUAACAUCAAGUUCCACGACGAUCUAGUAAUGAACCAACCAAGGGAAGUGUUUCUCUCCUUCUUGAACCCCCUGGACCGAACUUUGACCGGCUGCGAGUUCCGCGUGACCUCGCCCGGCCUCGCCGGACGCACUGUGCGGGUCCCGGCUCAAGACACCGAGGCCAAAAAGCGGGUGGUUGCUGGCCUCCACGUUACACCUAAUACGCUUGGCAAGAUCCACGUGGUGGCGACAUUCACGUCCAACGAGCUGAAGGAAGUCACCGGCGCCGCCACCGUACAUGUACUAGAGGGCUAAAAUAUGUAGAGAGGGCC
Messenger RNA from Cydia fagiglandana, 2107 nucleotides. Its product is annotated as hemocyte protein-glutamine gamma-glutamyltransferase-like. The coding region runs from base 3 to 2090 and encodes 695 amino acids. Gene Ontology annotation, biological process: peptide cross-linking. NCBI's taxonomy places the organism in Eukaryota, Metazoa, Arthropoda, Insecta, Lepidoptera, Tortricidae. The transcript is spliced from 14 exons. The record is from RefSeq and is a predicted model, not a curated record. Gene Ontology annotation, molecular function: protein-glutamine gamma-glutamyltransferase activity.